AUGAGCAAAGCUUUGAAUCAGAUUGCCAAGUCACCCUUCACGCAUAGGAUUGAAAGGGCAGCUCCUCCUCAACAUUUCCAUCAGCCAACAUUCACCAUCUACAAUGGGCGAACAGACUCAGUAGAGCAUGUGAGCCAUUUCAAUCAGAGAAUGGCUGUCUAUUCUAAGGACGAAGCCUUGAUGUGCAAAGUGUUCCUAUCUAGUUUGGGACCCGUGGCGAUGAGAUGGUUUGACGUCUUGAGGACGGGUUCAAUAAAUUCCUUUGAGGAACUCACUCGAGCGUUUAGCUCUUGUUUUAUCACAUGUACCAAGGUCCCUUGGCCCUUAGACUCCCUACUGUCUUUGUCCAUACGAGAAGGGGAGAUCCUGAAAACAUACUCGGACAGGUAUUGGGAGAUGUACAAUAAAAUAGAUGGUAAUUUUGAAGACGUCGCCAUCAGUACCUUCAAGAGUGGCCUCCUAACCGAGCAUGGUUUAAAGAAGUCCCUAACAGGAAAACCAGUCACCAGCCUGCGCCAGCUUAGGGGACUGGAUUGA
Quercus robur (English oak) is the source of this 537-nucleotide messenger RNA. RefSeq lists its product as uncharacterized. Lineage: Eukaryota; Viridiplantae; Streptophyta; Magnoliopsida; Fagales; Fagaceae. The transcript has a single exon. The coding region runs from base 1 to 537 and encodes 178 amino acids. The record is from RefSeq and is a predicted model, not a curated record.